Echinostoma caproni is the source of this 543-nucleotide messenger RNA. The record is from the annotation of a GenBank genome assembly. Lineage: Eukaryota; Metazoa; Platyhelminthes; Trematoda; Plagiorchiida; Echinostomatidae.
AUGCUACCUGAUAUUUCUACAGAAACAUGGAACGGUCCUGGAGAGGACAAUUUAAAAGGUGACCCAGGUGCGGUGAAGUCAUAUUCGACCACCAAGAAAACAAGUACGGUUGCUUCCAAAGGAUUGAUUAUAGCUUUACUUUGUAUUGUAGACGCGGGUGUAUCAGAUCCAAAGGCAACACACGAGUCACCCAAUCAAAGUCCAGGAAAACCAAAACGACAUUCCAUUGCGGCAAAAAAGGAAGUAAAUCCUUCCCAAAUGACGGAAAACACGCCUCCGAGGGAGCAUGUGCAGUCACCAGGAACUACCAUAGAAAAGAGUCAGACAAAACCCCAACCUGGUGAAAAAGAUUUGGAGCAUUCGUCCAAUGAAAACGAGGAAUCAGAUCACCCUUCGAAGAAUACAAAUGAUGAGAAGGAAACCGCUGAUAAAGAAACAGAUUCAUCCCAACCACCUAAGGCAUCUGGAGCACAGCGGAUUUACGAAGAAGGUCUUAAGCUCAUGGAUGAAGCCGAUACACAUGCACAAGCACGAAAACUGUGA